GGGAUGCAAGACCGCUUCCAUACCAGAUCAGAGCCUCGCAUGUAUAAUACAAGCAAUUUUGGCAUGAAUACGAUUCGUGAUAGCAUGAUAACAUGCGCUAUUCCAAGGUACGGACGAAGGGGUUCAUCUAGUCAAAUCCGAGUUGUGCAAGCUAUCUUCAUCGCUGUCCUGAUCACCAAGGAGCUUAUGCACCAAUACUUUCUGGCCCAUUGACGGCCUAUCCCUUGACGACUCGACUCGGCGGGGGCUCCUCAGUAUCAUUGCGCCGUAGCAUCCUGCCACAAUCUAGGAUUCUUGCUGCAGCACUUCCUCCGUACUUCACAACGGCAGUGUCCUAACCGGCUUUCCAGUAGUCACUACACCUCUUCUUUUCUCUCCUCUGCUUUCUCCUCUCUCUUCUCCUCCAUCUUCCUCCCCUCAAAAACCAGCGUCAUAACGCCCCCCAACACCCCCUCCUGCUUAACCUCCCC
This is a messenger RNA of Trematosphaeria pertusa, 470 nucleotides long. RefSeq lists its product as uncharacterized. The coding region runs from base 4 to 213 and encodes 69 amino acids. Lineage: Eukaryota; Fungi; Ascomycota; Dothideomycetes; Pleosporales; Trematosphaeriaceae. The transcript has a single exon. The record is from RefSeq and is a predicted model, not a curated record.